GUCACUGCAGACGCAAACGGGGGAGCUUUUUGUAUUCCAUCUCAACCUUUGUGCAAAGGAAACUCAUAAAUACUCAUCUGGUUUAAGUUGAGAUAGCAAAAAUUGACUUUUUCUUUAUGUCAGAUCAUUUUAGUCAAUUAUACGGGUCUAAAUAAAAAGCAGAAGAGAUAAUUCACGUAUAAAUUCAAAAAAGCUUCAAUAUCAAAAUUAAUUGGUAGUAACAAGAGUUACUCGAUGGCGGAGAGUGGGACCCAAUGUUGCGAGAAUCCUCCCGUUUUGUAUUCAAGUUGUGGAGUUGGGCAUGUUGAAGAGAUUGGUGGCCUCAAAUGUUAUGUAUCCGCCAGUUUUAAUUCCAACCUUGCUGUUAUCCUCAUCAGUGAUGUUUUCGGUUAUGAAGCUCCAAAGUUAAGGAAGCUCGCAGACAAAGUGGCUGAAGCUGGUUACUAUGUUGUUGUCCCUGAUUUCUUCCAUGGAGAUCCAAUCAAUCCUGAGAUCAAAGAUAGACCACUUUAUAUUUGGAUAAAAGACCAUGGAACUGACAAAGGAUUUGAAGAGGUAAAACCAAUAGUUGAAUCUUUGAAGCAUAAAGGGAUGAAUAAAAUUGGAGCUGUUGGCUGUUGUUGGGGAGCCAAAGUGGUAGCACUACUAGCACAAAGUGUUGAAUACAUACAAGCAGGAGUUUUCCUACAUCCUUCAUUUGUUACCGAGGAUGAUAUCAAAGGAGUGAAGGUACCACUUGCUAUUCUUGGGGCUGAGAUUGAUCACAUGACUCCACUCCAACUUGUAAACAAGUUUGACAACAUCCUAAAAUCUAAGCCUGAGGUUGAUUCGUUUGUGAAGAUAUUCAAUGGAGUUAGCCAUGGAUGGACGGUCAGAUACAAUGAUGACGAUGCUGUGGCCGUGAAAGCAGCAGAUGAAGCUCACCAGGAUAUGUUGGCAUGGUUUAAAAAAUACAUCAAAUAAGAUUUUAGCGAGUGUGAGCGAAGAUUAGCUUUUCUGGGUAUAUGUUUUCUGCAAUUUAUGAUGUUAUAUGAAUUAUUAAGAGCACAAAAUGAUAUAUGUUGUAUUAUUUAUUUUUUUUUUUUGAGUUGAGGGACUUUUUGACUAUAUGAGUUGUCGUCUUUUUUCUAUUUUCAGACCCUGACUAUAAUUUCUAUAAGCAGGAUAUACCAAAUAUGAUGGUGAUGAUAUAUACUGUAUAAAACAUAUUAUUAUGUUUCCAA
This is a messenger RNA of Amaranthus tricolor (Joseph's coat), 1223 nucleotides long. Its product is annotated as endo-1,3;1,4-beta-D-glucanase-like. Lineage: Eukaryota; Viridiplantae; Streptophyta; Magnoliopsida; Caryophyllales; Amaranthaceae. Bases 235 to 963 code for a protein of 242 amino acids. Gene Ontology annotation, molecular function: hydrolase activity. The record is from RefSeq and is a predicted model, not a curated record. The transcript is spliced from 7 exons.